GUGCUCGGCGUCCAGCAUGUCGCGCCGGCGCAGUCGUGUGCAAGCCCUCUUAAGCAGGAUAGGCGCCGCGCAGUAGUUGUUCAAGCCUCAGCUACCAAAGAAAAGGUUGAGGAGCUGACGGUGCAACCUGUGAAGAAGAUCGAGGGCACUGUCAAGCUGCCCGGAUCGAAGUCCCUCUCCAACCGCAUUCUGCUGCUAGCAGCGCUUGCUGAGGGCACGACCCUCGUCAAAAACCUUCUGGACAGCGAUGACAUCCGCUACAUGGUGGGUGCCCUGAAGGCCCUCAACGUGAAGCUGGAGGAGCGGUGGGAGGUGGGCGAGAUGGUGGUGCACGGCUGCGGUGGCCGCUUCGACUCCCCCGGCGCGGAACUCUUCCUGGGCAAUGCGGGCACCGCCAUGCGCCCGCUGACGGCGGCGGUGGUGGCGGCGGGGCGGGGCAAGUUCGUGCUGGACGGAGUUGCCCGCAUGCGCGAGCGGCCCAUCCAGGACCUGGUGGACGGGCUGGUGCAGCUGGGGGUGGAUGCGAGGUGCAGCAUGGGCACCGGCUGCCCGCCCGUGGAGGUCAACUCGCAGGGGCUGCCCACCGGCAAGGUCUACCUUUCCGGCAAGGUGUCCAGCCAGUACCUCACCGCGCUGCUGAUGGCCGCCCCGCUGGCGGUGCCGGGCGGCCCGGGGGGUGAGGCGCUGGAGGUGAUCAUCAAGGACGAGCUGGUCAGCCAGCCGUACGUGGACAUGACGGUGAAGCUGAUGGAGCGGUUCGGGGUGACGGUGGAGCGGCUGGACGGGCUGCAGCACCUGAGGAUCCCCGCCGGCCAGCGCUACGUGUCCCCGGGUGAGGCCUACGUGGAGGGCGACGCCUCCUCCGCCUCCUACUUCCUGGCGGGGGCCACCAUCACGGGAGGCACCGUCACGGUGGAGGGGUGCGGCUCGCACAGCCUGCAGGGGGACGUGCGGUUCGCGGAGGUGAUGGGUCUGCUGGGCGCCAAGGUGGAGUGGGCGCCCUACUCCAUCACCAUCACCGGGCCCGCCGCGCUGGGGCAGCCGCUGACGGGUAUCGACCACGACUGCAACGACAUCCCGGAUGCCGCCAUGACGCUGGCGGUGGCGGCGCUGUUCGCGGACAGGCCCACCGCCAUCCGCAACGUCUACAACUGGCGCGUCAAGGAGACGGAGCGCAUGGUGGCCAUCGUCACCGAGCUGCGCAAGCUGGGGGCAACCGUGGAGGAGGGGCGGGACUACUGCAUCGUCACGCCGCCCCCCGGGGGAGUGGCGGGGGUAAAACCCAACGUGGCGAUCGACACGUACGACGACCACCGCAUGGCCAUGGCGUUCUCGUUGGUGGCGGCGGCGGGGGUGCCGGUGGUGAUUCGCGACCCGGGUUGCACGCGCAAGACCUUCCCCACCUACUUCAAGGUGUUUGAGUCGGUGGC
Astrephomene gubernaculifera is the source of this 1430-nucleotide messenger RNA. The record is from the annotation of a GenBank genome assembly. NCBI's taxonomy places the organism in Eukaryota, Viridiplantae, Chlorophyta, Chlorophyceae, Chlamydomonadales, Astrephomenaceae.